AUGUGCGGCAUCUUCUUCUCGCUCAGUCAGACUGGACACGUGAUACCUGACGCCAACACCCAGCGACUACUCCGGAAUAGAGGGCCAGACAGCACAGGGCAGCACCAGACCAUCAUCGAAUCCAGCGCCAAGGACGUCUCAACGCGUCUUCACGCGACUUUCCUGUCCACGGUUCUUGCUCUCCGCGGCAACGACAUCGUUGAGCAGCCACUUAGGGAUGAUACGACCGGCUCCGUCCUCUGCUGGAACGGCGAGGCAUGGAGCAUUGCCGGACAGGCAAUUGAUGGUAAUGACUCUAAGCUAGUCUUUACCAAACUUCUAGACGCAUGUACUGGAACGCGCGAGGCGUCUAUGCGACGUGUCAUCGAGCUGCUGUCAGUCGUGCGAGGCCCCUAUGCUCUCGUCUUUUACGAUGCAUCGCACCAAAGAAUCUACUACGGACGCGACUGCCUAGGAAGGCGAUCGCUGCUCCAAAAGUCUACUCUUGAUGGCACCCUUGUACUCUCUAGCGUGUGCGAUAAUGCCUCUGGUGAGUCUUGGGCUGAGGUGGAAGCCGAUGGUAUCUAUGUUGUAGACGUAGAGCUGGCAGACCCAACGUCAGACUCGUUCCCAGUAACGAGAGUUCCGCAUCGCCGCUCAGAUCAAGAAGAGGACUCUGAGUUGUCUUUCACUCUGCCGUUUCCAGCUAUGAACCAGACUAUCGACAGUAACCCUGCUUCACAGGAUGCUGGGGCAGUAGAACAGCUAAGGGCGGCGUUGGAAAGAUCACUUCAACUGCGCACUCAACACAUACGUGAGGCAGUGACUGGAGAAUCAAAGCUUGGAGUUUCGGGGGAAACACGCGUAGCCGUUCUUUUCUCUGGUGGCCUGGACUGCACAAUCCUCGCGCGCAUGUGUCACGACCAAGUACCACUAAGCGAACCUGUCGACCUACUCAAUGUCGCGUUUGAGAAUCCUCGAAUUCACUCCAAUCUCGAGCCAGACGCCAGUCCCUACGAGCUCUGUCCCGACCGUGUCACUGGACGAUCAUCCCUUGCAGAGCUGGCAGAGAUCUGUCCUGGACGUGAGUGGCGUUUCGUCGAGGUCAACGUACCCUACACCGAGACACAAGCUCAUCGCAGCACCGUCAUGGCAUUGAUGCAUCCCCACAACACAGAAAUGGAUCUGUCCAUAUCAUAUGCACUUUACUUCGCUUCCCGCGGAGUCGGCUUGUCGCACGUUGUGGGCAAGGCUAAAGCUGAGCCCUACUCCACUACCGCGCACGUACUUCUUUCCGGACUCGGUGCUGAUGAGCUCUUCGGUGGGUACCAACGACACGCUACAGCCUUUGCUCGGCGCGGAUACCCUGGCCUAAUCGAAGAGCUUGAACUCGACUUCAGUCGUCUGGGAAAGAGAAACUUGGGUCGUGAUGAUCGCGUGAUCAGCAACAGCAGUAGAGAAGUCCGAUUUCCUUUCCUGGACGAAGACUUCAUAGCAUUAACCCUCCGUCUUCCGGUGACGUCCAAAUGCGAUUUCGGCCUGGAGCAAAUCACCGAUAGCGAAGACCCUGCACGGCUGCUCGAGCCUGGGAAGCGGGCACUUCGUUUGUUGGCAUGGCACUUGGGCAUGAAAAGAGUAGCUGCAGAGAAGAAGCGUGCGAUACAAUUCGGCGCUCGCACUGCCAAAAUGGAGACGGGCAAGACGAAAGGCACGCAUGUUCUAAGUCAAUAA
Messenger RNA from Alternaria incomplexa, 1710 nucleotides. RefSeq lists its product as uncharacterized. The coding region runs from base 1 to 1710 and encodes 569 amino acids. Gene Ontology annotation, molecular function: asparagine synthase (glutamine-hydrolyzing) activity. The record is from RefSeq and is a predicted model, not a curated record. Lineage: Eukaryota; Fungi; Ascomycota; Dothideomycetes; Pleosporales; Pleosporaceae. The transcript is spliced from 2 exons.